This is a messenger RNA of Leucoraja erinaceus (little skate), 2226 nucleotides long. RefSeq names its product cystine/glutamate transporter-like. Gene Ontology annotation, biological process: amino acid transmembrane transport. Bases 328 to 1938 code for a protein of 536 amino acids. The transcript is spliced from 12 exons. Gene Ontology annotation, molecular function: L-amino acid transmembrane transporter activity. Gene Ontology annotation, cellular component: membrane. Lineage: Eukaryota; Metazoa; Chordata; Chondrichthyes; Rajiformes; Rajidae. The record is from RefSeq and is a predicted model, not a curated record.
GUGCAAUUAAUAGACACUGAUAUUUUAAUGGAAGGUAUUAUAAUAUUGAAGUACUUUUUUUCCACUAAUAAUGUCAGGGGGGGCACAGAAAAAUUAAAAGAUCCCAAGGGGACCCCAAGGAACCACUGGUCUAUAUUGCCUCUGCCAAUAUCUGCGAGUGGGGUGACGUGGGUAAAGCAUUCUCCUGACUAACGUGCAUACGUUUCUUGAGAGAUGUCCCUCCGUCCUUUACACUUUGCACAUUGCACGGGGAAUUAAUUAGGCUGUACAGUGUGCUCUGUUAAAGUCUUGGCUUCCCUCCACUGCCUCUCCCUCCCUCCCUCUCUGAUGAGCCUCUUGCCAAUCUCCUUCAGCGAGCUCCAGCAUAGUGUGAUGUGUGUUUGUGUGGGGGGGACAAUCAGGGGGCCCGGGGCUGCAAACAGCAACACACUCAGCAUUGCAAUACACUCACAGCCACACCCUGCCCUGCCACUCUACUCGUGGGCAAUGAUGGAAGCCGCCGCAGACAAGCAGAAGAGUAAACAAGAGCGGAAGCAAGAAGUGUUCCUGAGGAAGAAAGUGGGUUUAUUCCGAGCCGUCUCCCUCUUAAUUGGCACCAUAAUCGGCAGCGGGAUAUUCAUCUCGCCCAAGGGAGUCCUGGACAAUUCGGGCAGCAUCGGGGCAUCGCUGGUGAUCUGGGUGUUGUGUGGUAUCCUCUCCAUGCUGGGAGCUCUCUCAUACGCAGAGCUGGGAACGAGCAUUAAGAAAUCUGGCGGUCAUUACAUCUAUCUUAAGGAGACUUUGGGCCCAUUUCCAGCCUUCCUUCGAUUGUGGAGUGAAUUCAUCAUCAUCAGGCCAGCGCUCACAGCCGUCGUUAGCCUGUCAUUCGGACGCUACAUGGUUGAACCAUUCUUUGCCCCAUGUCCCGCACCAGCCCUGGCAGUGAAACUCCUCACAGCCGUUGGAGUCUCUUUGGUGGUGUUUGUUAAUUCUUGGAGUGUAAACUGGACUGCCCGCAUUCAAAUCAUCCUGACGUUCUCUAAACUUGUGGCUCUGGGACUCAUCAUCGUUCCCGGGAUGAUGGCUUUGGCCCAAGGUCGCACUGAAAACUUUCAAAAUGCUUUUAACAGCAGUUCAGUGCCACUGGCCAAACUUCCACUGGCUUUUUAUUCAGGCAUGUUUGCUUAUAGUGGCUGGUUUUAUAUGAACUUUGUCGCAGAGGAGAUUAUUAACCCAGAAAGGAAUAUCCCUCUGGCAAUUAUCUCCUCUCUGGUCAUUGUCACAGUACUGUACCUGCUUGCGAAUGUGGCUUACUACACGAUACUGACAGCGGACGAGGUGAUGGCGUCUGUUGCAGUCGCUGUGACUUUUGCAGAUCGCACUCUGGAAAGCUUUUCCUCCGUGAUUCAAAUCCUCGUGGCAUUGUCGUGCCUUGGGGCAAUAACGGGAGGACUAUUUUCUUCUUCCAGAGUGUUCUUUGUGGCUUCGAGAGAAAACCAGUGGCCGACCAUCUUCUCCAUGAUCCACAUCCGGCGCCACACGCCACUUCCAGCGGUGAUCCUGAUAUAUCCACUGGUGCUCCUGAUGAUCUGCAUUGGCGAUCUGUACGCUUUGCUGAAUUUAAACAGCUUUCCCCGUUGGCUGUUUAUGGGGCUUGUAACCUUUGGGCUCAUCCGCCAUCGAUAUAAAGAGCCGGAUCUCCACCGUCCAUUUAAGGUACCAAUGAUCAUACCUGGACUCUUUAGUACAAUGUGCCUGUUCAUCGUGGUCACUUCCCUUUAUGCAGACCCCGUCAGCACUGGUAUGGGCUGUGCUUUGAUGCUCUCUGGUGUACCAGUUUACUACCUGAUGAUGAACAAAUACAGAGGACCAGUCUGGUGCAGGGAAGCAAUGUAUCUCGUCACAGUCAAACUGCAAAUUUUAUUUGAAGUAGUGCAACAGGAGAUUGCAACCUGCUGAAAAUCUGCCAGGGAGCGAUCAAUCCUUUCAUGUAUUCACAAUAGAAUCACCACAAGAGGUUUAUCACAAGGCACACGUCCCAAAUGAACACGUCCAGUGUGAAAACUCCAUCCUCACCAACCAAGUGUGUGAACCAAGUGUUUUGUAAGAAAAUCUAUUAAUUUCACUUGUUUCAUCUAUUCCUAACUAAUACUCCCUUGAAUUAAAAAUAUCAAUGCAAACUGGUGGUUCAAGAUAUACAUUUACAGAUGUAUUUCACUAAAUUCAAGUGAAAGAAGAACAUAAAAU